Molecule: messenger RNA, 603 nt
Organism: Suillus fuscotomentosus
Lineage: Eukaryota; Fungi; Basidiomycota; Agaricomycetes; Boletales; Suillaceae
Exons: 3
Source: RefSeq, a predicted model, not a curated record
CAGUCGCAACUGCCUGAAGGUGCUAAGCCACUGACUUUUAUAUUGUAUGCCGACAAGACUAAGUUGUCAAAUGCUGGUACUGUGAAAGCCUAUCCUAUCAUUGCUCAGUUAGUAAACUUGCCUACAGACAUAUGGAAUGGAGAAGGUAUAAGUGGUGGUUAUAUUGUUGGCUGGCUACCAGUUGUGAAGGAGGACAAAGAAUUUGCAAAAAAGCCUGGCUGGGUUAACUUCAAGAACACAGUUUGGCACAAGGCAUUCUCAAGGAUCCUCUCAUCACUAUCAUCAAAAUCAAAAAUGGGUCAAUGGUUCAAAUGCUUAGACCAACUCUUACACUGGUUCUUCCUAUCAAUUCUCAUUUUGUCAGCAGAUUAUGAGGAGCAAUGUGUAAUGUCAUUAGUUCAAGGAGUAUGGAGCCUGUGGCCAUGCCAUAUUUUCCUGGUUCCUCAAGAUUCACUCUUGGAUGCAUCUAAAAGAUAUUCUCUCCAAACAAGCAACAACUCACAGGCAAUUAUCAAAUUAGCACAAAUGAAAUGCACUUUGGAGGAGAAAGAGAAAACACUGAAGGAGUAUGAGUUUUGUGGUGUGGAUUUGAGUGUUUCUUAA